AUAUAUACACAUUACCUGACCCUUAGAGACCAGCAAGGAUCUCCACUGAGGCAACAGUUCCGUCUUAGAAGAAGCUACUUAGACACCGCAUAAAAAUGCCAGGAUAUGUUUUGACCUACUUCCCAAUCAGAGGAAGGGCCGAGCCUAUACGAUUACUGCUAGCAGAUCAAGGGGCCAAGUGGACAGAAGAUGAAGUGCAGCUGUCUGACUGGUUUUCAGGAAAGAAUGAUCUUAAAAAGAAUGCGGUCUUUGGACAGCUGCCUCGGUUUCAAGAUGAAGAUUUUGUUUUAUAUCAGAGUAAUGCCAUUCUAAGAUAUCUGGGACGCAAACAUGGACUAGUGGGGAGCAAUGAGAAGGAGAGUGCUCUGAUCGACAUGGUGAAUGAUGGCGUUGAAGAUCUAAGGCUAAAAUACAGUCGUCUGAUCUUCUAUGAAUUUGAAACAGGAAAAGAUAAAUAUCUGAAUGAUCUGCCUAACCAGCUGGCUCCAUUCGAGAGACUGCUUUCCCAGAAUUCCAGUGGAGGAAAAUUUGUGGUGGGAGAUAAGAUCUCGUUUACUGACUAUAACUUCCUGGAUAUCUUGCAAGUUCAUCUUGACCUUUCCCCAACAUGUUUGUCCGCAUUCCCCUUGCUCUCUGCCUACGUUGAACAUUUGACUACUCGUCCCAAACUAAGCGAGUACUUGAAAUCUGAGAAACGUAACAAACGUCCAAUCACCCCUAAACAUAAAUGAUCUGUAAUCCUUCCUUACGCAAUUAGCAUUUGUUCCUAUGUGUGUCUACCUUCCCAAUAAAGAACACCUUUUUGUAAGAUAA
This is a messenger RNA of Spea bombifrons (plains spadefoot toad), 813 nucleotides long. RefSeq names its product glutathione S-transferase P 1-like. Gene Ontology annotation, cellular component: cytosol. The record is from RefSeq and is a predicted model, not a curated record. Gene Ontology annotation, molecular function: glutathione transferase activity. Gene Ontology annotation, biological process: glutathione metabolic process. The coding region runs from base 96 to 731 and encodes 211 amino acids. The transcript is spliced from 7 exons. Lineage: Eukaryota; Metazoa; Chordata; Amphibia; Anura; Pelobatidae.